Lymnaea stagnalis (great pond snail) is the source of this 9597-nucleotide messenger RNA. The record is from the annotation of a GenBank genome assembly. Lineage: Eukaryota; Metazoa; Mollusca; Gastropoda; Lymnaeidae.
GGAAGAGAAAGAAGCAACAAUGGCCGAGUCAGAGUGUCAAGAAAAUGUGGAUGAAGAAUAUUUGAACCGAUGUGGCUAUGGCAGAUGGCGGCCGCAGUUUUUACAAUGUUUCAACUCUCCUAACUGUCUGGUGUUUUUUAUGGGGCUAUAUUCUCUUGUGCUAGGUAAACACAUGAUUAAUAUAAGAGGGACAGCAUUCAAGCCGUGUGAAGUAAAAAAAAAAAAUAGUGGCACAGGAUAUGUUUAGGCUUAAAAAGAAAAGACAGGACAAUUAAAACGACGUUUUGGCUAAAUGCCUUCUUUGGCAGACAAGACAAAGCAAUAAAAGGCAAAGAAUUAUAAAUAAAAAAAACUUAUGUUUUCGAAGAUCUCAAUGUUCAUGUUUUUACCAAACCAUGUUUUUACUAUUUCAUUCAUACUAGCAUUUGUAUUGCCUUGGCAAAAAAACAAACAAAAAACAAGGAUCAUACAUACUAAACAUUUCCCUUCAUGUUAAAUUUUCAUUUUGCAUAUUUAUGUCAUCCAACACACAUUUCUGAUGAUAACUGCAAAGCGGCAAACACCUUUAGGACAAAAUUGUUAAAUAAUCCAAAAUGAUGUCAAAAUUUUAAAUGCAUUUAUUAAUUUCAUAUUUGUGCAAAAAGUACACUUGCUUUUAGUGCAAGAGAAAAAAAUAACAACCUGAUGCAAAAAAUAAAUACUUCUAUUUGAAUAAUUUUUAGACUUGAUGAACAAAGGAGCAAUAAUAUUAUAGAAUUGCCUAAAUCAACAAUUAAGUAUAUCACACUGAAUAAUCAUACAAAUUUUAGAUCUGUUAAAAAAGUAGUUCACUAUCACAAAUUUGAUCACAUAAGGUGGCCAUUGUUUACUCUCAAAACUUUUAUUUUACAUUUCAGGUUUCAUUGUCAAUGGAGUCCACAAUGUAAACAUUUCCUCAAUAGAACGCAGAUUUGAUUUAGACAGCACCAACCUUGGCUUUGUGUCCAGUGCUUACGAUGUGUCAGCUGCUCUUCUUGCUGUGGUCAUUGGAUACAUGGGCUCAGGGAAACGGAAACCCCGGCUCCUGGCCUUUGCGGUGUUCACAUCUGCCGUGGGAUCCAUCACCAUGGCGCUACCACAUUUUCUAGCAGGGCAGUAUCAGCUAGGGAUGGCCACUGAGAAAAUAUGCGUGACGGGGUCCAGUGCUAACUUAAACUGCACAGCUGUUCAUCAUUCCUCCUCCCUCAGCAACUACUUGUACGUGUUUCUCUUCUCUCAACUGCUGCACGGCAUUGGGGGCACAACCCUGUUCACCGUUGGAAUCUCUCUUAUGGAUGACAGUGUCAUGCCCAAGAAAACACCACUUUAUUUAGGCAUAAUCUAUGGCUGCAAUAUUGUUGGGUCGGGUUUAGGGUACAUCAUUGGUGGACAGCUACUGAACAUCUAUGUUGAUUUCGACACUGUUGAUAACAUAAAACUGACUCCCGGUGACACGAGAUGGCUAGGUGCCUGGUGGCUCGGCCCAACCCUGGCCUUCUGCCUGCAGCUGGUGGUGUGUGUGCCGAUAUCCUUGUUCGGAUCCGAGCUGCCCGGCACCAAAGAAGUGAGGCUGAACAGGGUCCCAGAGGCGCACACUGUUGCACUUAGUUCUAACUCGAAGUUCAAGAACAACAGAUUCGUGACUACUACAAUGACUGUGAUUAGGAAUCCAUGUUUUGUUUUUAUCACCCUGGGAAUGACAACAGAGGGGAUGUUCUUGUCGGGCUCUGCUGCUUUCCUGCCAAAGUUUAUAGAGAAUGAGUAUGGUAUACCUGCGUCCAAGGCAGCUGUUCUAUCAGGUGAGGCUAAAACCCUUUCAGAUACAUUUCAGAUUUUUAAAACUAUUUAUAAUGAGGCCUAAAAAUGCUAAUGUUGCACUCUUUUAUAAUGAGCCCAAGAAAAAAAUACUAAUGCUGUGCUAUUUUAUAAUGAGGCCCAGAAAAAAAUACUAAUGUUCUACUAUUUUAUAAUGAGGCCUAACAAAAUGCAAAUGUUACUCAGGAAUGGCUGUGGUACCAGCUGCUGUGUGUGGACUCAUCAUGGGAGGUUUUAUAGCCAAGAGAUUCAAUUUCACUAUUCGACAAGCCAUCAAGUAUCUGAUUGCGACAAGCUCCGUUUCAGCCCUUGCUUGUGCUGUUGUGUGGAUACGAUGUCAGCCCAGUAGCAUAUAUGGAGUUAGUAUACCUUACGGGAAAGAGUAAGUUCGAAGACGAUAUUAAUCUUAGGCAUUAAAUGUGAAACAUGAGUUUCUUUUACUGCCAGUGUCACUAUAAUUUAACAAAAUAUCCAUUAGGAUUUUAAAAAGUUGAUUUAUGAAAAAUAUACAGAAAUAAUACACAGGCUGUGGCGAUUUUUUUUCUGUCUGAUCCCAACUAAAUCAUUAUGUCACACAAAAUUCUAGUUUUGGGCUAAAUUUUAUCUUUUUGCCACAAUCUAAAUAUCUUGGCCCCUGAAGUAUAGCAAUGCUAAAUAUCAGUCACUGAAGUAUAGCUAUGCUAAAUUGAUGUCAUGGCCUCUGAAGGAUAGCUGUGCUUAAUAUCUUGGCAUCUGAAGGAUAGGUUUGAAUUUCAUCAAAUAACCAAAGAAAAAGGUUUUCUAUAUCUGUGUCAGAUAACAUAACCACUGAAUGUUAGUGAUGGUUUAGCAACUUAUUAACAGUUAGCAGGGUUGGGAGCUCAAGGGCCACUCACCCUAGGCUAGUGGUUUCAAAUUGUGCUUCAUGGAGCUCUUAUUUCACUUUUCAGGGGCUCCACAACCCUAUGUUAAGUUGUAAUAAAAAGUGUAGGACGUCCCCGCCCCCCCAAUUGAUUCUAAAAAAAAAGGCUUCGUGAGUCUCAAAAGGUUAUGAACCACUGCUCCAGUCUAACCCAAUUUCCUAGGGGAAUAUCUUGUGUUACUUCAUCCUGGUUGGCUUAAAAAGCAACCAGUAAAUUCUUAUUGUACUGGUAAGCUCUUGCAGCCAUUGUCUAGAAGGAUAUAGAUAAUGCUAUGGGAUAGUGUGUAAUUUAUAUUGUAAUGAUAAGCCGUUGAGGCUAAUGUCUCGGAGCCAUAAGAUAAUGCUGUAUGGUCUUGUAUGUUUGAACAAACAUAACUUUUGUUGUUGUUGUUGUGUGCACAGGGUGGUAGGCAACUAUCCCAUCAAGUUGGAUGUGCAGUGUAACAGCCUGUGUAACUGUGACACUGACGCGUUUGAACCAGUGUGUAACAAAGACACCAGUCUUUACUUCUCACCCUGCUAUGCUGGAUGUGUCCUGCAAUCAGGGAGCACUGUGAGUUAUACAUAAACUUAAUUUCUUAAUCCACUUAGAAUUUAUUCAUUUCAGUAAAUAAUAAAGUUGAAAAUAAAGUCCUCUGACUGGUUUUUAAAUUAUGGAUGAGUAUGAACAAUCAUUCUAUUAGUAAUGUGUUUUGCAGCUUAAAAGUUUUGUUUCAAAUUUAUAAUUAGAAAUAUUUUUGAAAUAUACAAACAAUUCUUUUUUAAAAGGGAAAAGCAUUAUUUUUGGAAAAAAUUUGAGUUAAGAGUAAAAUAUAGUAUUGUAAGGUUUUUUUAGAAUGUAAAACAUUGCCCAAAUUUAGGAUACUCGCCCAAAAGGCCACUGGUCCUGAAUGAUGAUCAUUAUUUGCUUUUAAAUGAAUGAAUUGAGUCUUUGGGUAAAUCAAUGAUGAAUAUACUACAUGGAAGGCUCUGAUUAAAUCAGUGAUGAAUGCUCAACAUGGAAAACUCUGCUCCAUUUUUUUUCAGUUCCACAACUGCACCUGUGUUGAUGUCCUGAAUGAGGUGACCAAACUUGUGAUUCCUGCCAGCCGGACGCUCAGCACAGAGAACUGUCGCCAGCCCUGUCACCUGCUUUACCUGUUUGCUGUGCUGCUCUUCAUGUCAAUGUGUGUCUCCUUCAUGCCUAUAGCACCAGGGGAUUCCAUACAACUGAGGUACAGUUAUCAGUGGCAACAGUGCAUGAUGAGUUCAGUAACAUGGGGCUUGAGGGAGAAUUUGAAAUUUUCUCUGCCGACACGAUACAUUAAAAUAACAGAUGUAUUUAAGUAUUAAACAUAAAAAAAAACUCAUGGGGCAUGCUUAUGGGUUUGCUAAUUAUGCGAAUAGUAUGUUUAUGUCAUGCUAAUAUUAUGAUAAUUAAUUGUUGACAAUUUACAGGUGUGUGCAUGAGGACCAUAAAGUCUAUGCACAGGGAAUCAAAACACUAAUAGUGCGAAUGUUAGGUGAGUAGAAGAGAUAAUCAAUUAAUUGCCAAAAUAGAUUUGAUGUUAGAUACCAUGUUUAUUUUUAAAGGUGCGAGUUUCAAAUCUGGGAUAUGUUGGAGGGAUUUAUUUUUUGGUUUGGUGGGUUGGGGAGUGGGGGGGGGGGGGCGCCUGGGAAAAACCAGUUCAAAGGGGAAACAAAAAUUUAUCAAAAUAGAUUUGAUGUUAGAUACCAUGUUUAUUUUUAAAGGUGCGAGUUUCAAAUCUGGGAUAUGUUGGAGGGAUUUAUUUUUUGGUUUGGUGGGUUGGGGAGUGGGGGGGGGGAGCCCAGGACAAACCAGUUCAAAGGGGUAACAAAACUUUAACCUUAAUAAUAUUCUGUAUUUAUAUAUUCUACUUACGUGUAGAUGUUAUUUUAUGGAAAAGUGUCCUGCUAGUAAUUAUUUUUUUAAAAAGGGUUGCAGUUACAUACUUUUUGUUAGUACUGUCUUAGGAAACAAAUCAUAUUUUGUAAACCACUGUCUAAGAAAUCAAUGAUAUUUUGUAAACCACUAUCUUAGGAAUCAAUGAUAUUUUGUAAACCACUGUUUUAGGAAUCAAUGAUAUUUUGUAAACCACUGUCUUAGGAAUCAAUGAUAUUUUGUAAACCACUGUCUUAGGAAUCAAUGAUAUUUUGUAAACCACUGUCUUAGGAAUCAAUGAUAUUUUGUAAACAACUGACAUAUUUAUAGCUUGUAAUACUGUCAGCUUUCCCAAAUGAAACCUGUUCUUUUUGUUCCCCUUGUUCCCUUCUUCUCUUGCAAAAGGUUCGUUUGUGGGACCCAUCUUAAUGGGUAAGUUACUGGACUUACAAUGUGAAACCUGGCGUGAGAAGUGCGGCCAGAGACUAUCAUGCUGGCUGUACAACCAUGACAACCUGGUCCUCAGCAUCUACCUGUACGCGGUCGUCCUCAAAGGCCUCUCAGUAGUUUUCAGCUGUCUGGCGUUAAAGUUUUAUCGCCCUCCAGUGUGCAACCAGGUUAUUGUUAUUCAGGUAAUUCGUAACAUGCUAACAAAAUUACGAGGUCAAUGCACAUGACACAGUUUUCACAUGUGGUCACCAGCACUAUAUAUAAAUUCUAAGAAGCAUUAUAUUUUCUCUAAUUUUUGUUGCCAUAAGUUGGGCAAAUUAUCAUAUUAAGUCCCUAAUCAACAUCAGGCUGUGGAGAUUUUUUUUCUGUCUGAUCCCAACUAAAUCAUUAUGUCACACAGACACCAGAUGUACCUCAUCAUGAAGAAAAAGAUGGUCAGGAAGCCGAAGAAACACACUGUUCACAUAAAGAAAAUUCAUCAUUUGACGAGGCCAAUCAGCCAAUGGUAAGUGCGCUGUCACUUUAUCCAAUCAGAAGUGAUUUCAUUUUUGGAACACUGAAAAUUCAGUCACCAGCUAAAAAUAAAAAUUAUUAUCAAAUUGAUUCAAUUUUCCUAUCAUUAUACAUUAAAAAUGAAAUGUUUAUCCAAUAUGGCAGUUCAUUAGUAAAAAUCAGCUUCUAUAUAUAUACUUUGUUUUAAAUUUUAAAUUUUUUUAUGCUCUGCAAGAAAUGAUUCUAAGUGGUGAGUUAAAACUGAUAGAUGGGGCAUGUCAGUUAACUGUCCACUAAUUUUUCAGCUGAUAGAUGGGGCAUGCCAGUUAACUGUCCACUUAUUUUUCAGCUUAAUAUUUCCAUUUAAAUGUGUAUGAGGGAUGGCCGAAAUUAAUUCUAAAAAAGAAAUGCAUUUUUAUUUCUUAAAUGAAUGAUUGUAACAAGAUUAUUGACAAAUUAUCUUUUCUAUUCAUCAUUAGAAUUUUUGUCUUUUGAAAUAUUGGAAUAGUUUUUAGUCAUUAUUAAAGUGUUGUUUUUUUUUUUAAAUCUCAGAAUUGUUUUUACACUUACUGUUGCUGCAUAAAUUUAAUAAGAUAGUUAAUAUAAUCUGAAUUUGGAGUACCCUUUAAAAAAAUUGAUUGAAAAAGUGUGGAUUAAAAAAAAUAUAUUGACUUAAAUAUCAACAAAUUGAUCCAAUUAAAAUAUUCAAUAAUUAUAAAUUAUUUUCUUCAAUGGCAAAUAGUGAGGAAAGCUAUUUUACUCCAUAACUAAACCAGCUGCGGGUUAAGUUACUUAUUUUCAACAUAGAUUUGCUUUUUUUUGCACAUGUGGGUUCCCUGGUCCAGCAUUGCUGAUCUGUGAACUUUGUUUAAAUGUGGCCUGCAUGAUAAAUUGUGGAUGAUAUUUUCAUUGCAUGUACGUGGUGAUUAUGUUGUUUUAAAAAACCCUCUUAAAGCGACCAUUAUGUUUUAAAAGUUUUGCAACAACCAUUUUCAAAUGACCACAGGGCAUGUUCAUUUUUUUUUUUUCAAUUUUAUGGGACAUGGUAAAAAAAAAAAACUAUUUUUGUUGUUUUAAAAAACCCUUUUAAAGCGACCAUUAUUUUUUAAAAGUUUUGUAACAACCAUUUUUAAAUGACCACAGGGCAUGUUCAUUUUUUUUUUUUCAAUUUUAUGGGACAUGGUAAAAAAAAAAAACUAUCGGGAAGCUUGAAGUAAAGCUUUUAUUCUUGAAGCCAACUUCGGCUAAGUUAUUUUUAAAUCUCUACUUUGGUUUUGUUAUGUUUGUAGUGAAAGACUUACAGCUGAACUGUUAAUUUUUUUGUUCUGUGUAUGAAAAAAGACCUACCGCUGGUGUGAAUUUUGUUCAGUUUUUAGAAAAAGACAUAAAUCUGAACUGUGAUAUUGUUAAGUUUCAUAUUUCGAGCUUUUCCAUUGUCUUGUUCUUUCUGUUCCCUUCACACGUUAGUCUCCAAUAUGUCAUCCUAAACUUAAAAAAAAAAAAAGAAUUGUACAAACUAUGAAGAGAAAAGCACUUAUGUAAUGACCCAAAGAUUCCCCAGUAUUCUCCAGGGUUGGUUCAAAUUUGUCUGAUCAUGAGCAGGAGAAACUCAACCCUGAUAAUAAUGCCAUGCAAUAGAAUGUUAUACAAUAGGCUCAUGCCUCAUGGUCAUAUGGCUUAGAGCCAACUUGACAUUAUCAUAGUGUAACAGUCAAGCAUAGAUUUAUGACCUAAGUCAUAGAAACUUAGUCAUAUGGAUAUUUGAACUUACUUUCUCAGCUUCAUAGUAUUAUCAAGAUUAUGUCAAUAAAUGUGUCUAAAAAAUUUAUUUUGAUCUUGAAGAUUUGUCUCAAAAUUGUAAACUUAAUUUUAAUGAGUUUGCAGCACUAUGGGCAAUAAUGUUUUGUCAUUAGCCACACAUGUGGUCACGGCCGAAUUUCAUAAAAUAACUCAAACAUCUAAUGUAUAGACUCAUCAUUGGAGUGAAUAUCGUAGAUUUUGUAUAUCCACUAUUCAACAUAAAAAAAAAAUAAGGAGAAAAGAUUUGUUUUUCUAAUUGCCAUUUAAGAAGACAUUCUGGCUUCUUUCCUUUUUACUGAUCGUUAAAACAGAAGGGUUUAAAACUGUUAUCCAGCCCCUAGAUUAAUAAAGACUAAAGAUUGUGUCAAAGAAAAAGUAGAUAAAAAAAAAAAGGUGGUGCAUUUAAAAUAUUCAGAAUGGCCACAACUUUUUGUCUGAUGGCCACCUGUUGGGUGGCACACUGCCAAUCAAAGCUCAAAUUAUUUAAAUGCACACAAAAAUAAUGUACCCGAUGAAUGAUUGUAUAUAACCCAAGCUUGUGGUAACCCAGGUAACCCAAUGAUGUUUGAGAAUAUUCAAAGCUACAGCUGGACAUUGGACACACCUGUUGUGGCCCAGUGUUGAUACAAAUAAAAACAAAAAUCCAAGAUUCAGUUUAAACCAUCUAGACUUUCUUUUGGCUUUUGGUUAGAAUUUUCUGACAUCCUAAGGCGGUGUUGCUGAUUAAAAAAAAACCUUUGUGAUUAAUCAAAUGAUUCGUUUGAUUCAACCCUGUGUAGCACCUAUCCUACUGACUACAACCCUGUCUAGCACCUAUCAACUGUACUGACUACAACUCUGUCAAUCACCUAUUCAUUUGAUUCAACCGUGUGUAGCACCUAUCCUACUAAUUGCAAGCCUGUCUAGCACCUGUCAAAUGUACUGACUACAACUCUGUCAAUCACCUAUUCAUUUGAUUCAACCGUGUGUAGCACCUAUCAAAUGUACUGACUACAACCCUGUCAAUCACCUAUUCAUUUGAUUCAACCCUGUGUAGCACCUAUUCGUUUGAUUCAACCCUGUGUAGCACCUAUCCUACUGACUACAACCCUGUCUAGUAACUAUCCUACUGACUACAAGCCUGUCUAACACCUAUCCUACUGACUUCAACCCUGUCUAACACCUAUCCUACUGAUUGAAACUCAUAUGUCAUCAUUCUUUGUCACUUUGUGUGUACAAGUUUUCAUAUUGAUCAUAUGGCUUCGUUAUGAUCCUGGGUACCACUGCUAAACCAUAGUGUUGCGCACCGAGCUAAAGAAGUUAAACCCUAUUGAUAUACCCCUGGCCUUAUAAGUUAAAGCCUAUUGAUACACCCCUGACUAUAUAAGUUAAAGCCUAUCAAUAGAUACCUGGCUAUAUAAGUUAAACCAUAGUGUAACAUCACUGGCUAUAUAAGUUAAACCAUUGUGUAACACCCCUGGCUAUAUAAGUAAAACCAUUGUUUAACAUCACUGGCUAUAUAAGUUAAACCAUAGUGUAACACCACUGGCUAUACAAGUUAAACCAUUGUGUAACACCCUUGACUAUAUAAGUUAAACCAUAGUGUAACACCUCUGGCUAUAUAAGUUAAACCAUAUUUAUACACCCUUAGCUAUAUAAGUUGAACUAUAGUGUAACACCCCAGGCUAUAUAAGUUAAACCAUAGUGUAACACCACUUGCUAUAUAAGUUAAACCAUAGUGUAACACCACUGGCCAUAUAAGUUAAACCAUAUUGAUACACCCUUGACUACAUAAGUUAAACCAUAGUGUAACACUCCUGGCUAUAUAAGUUCAAACUAAUUUAGCUAAAUCUGAUUUUAAGGUUACCUUACAUAACUAAGUUAACUCUCUUUUCAUUUUCUAUAAUUCAGCUUCCAGGAAGUGUGCACAGUUCCUAGAAGGAAGAAAAACAUUCAGUAAUGACAUCACCUACUCCAUUUUCAGUAAUGGGUCCAAUCUAGAACACUAACAACAUGUCUAAAUAUUUGAGAGCAAAGAAGGCAUUUUUAUAACUCAUCACUGAUUGGAUGCAGUAAGCUUUAUCAAGAAGUGAUAUCAAGGUAACCGCGACACUUCAGAAGUAAUUUUUUUUCUUCAAUUUGCUCAGUGCUUUUGGUUUCAGUCAAAGAAAUGAGCUGAUUAUUAGACAUCAUGCAAAUAUACAUAGUUUGACAUAUGACAAUAAUAUCACUGUUGAGGCCAUUCAUAGUAUCUUCUCUC